Molecule: messenger RNA, 1467 nt
Organism: Colletotrichum truncatum
Lineage: Eukaryota; Fungi; Ascomycota; Sordariomycetes; Glomerellales; Glomerellaceae
Product: putative endo-1,3(4)-beta-glucanase
Biological process (GO): glucan catabolic process
Molecular function (GO): hydrolase activity, hydrolyzing O-glycosyl compounds
Source: RefSeq, a predicted model, not a curated record
AUGGUACCAAAUCUGGGGCCAAGCUCAUCACUCGGCUACACUCCGUUCGAAUAUUGGAAGGGUCCCAAACCGGUUCUUCCUGGCCAGAAGCGCAAAUCACGCGCUGUCGCCCUCGAUCUAGAGCCGUUGCUUCCCACCCCCACCCCGGAUCCGCGGUCUCGCGCUGCCGCAACAUGGCCGGGACGACAGCAACAUCUCCCCCCAAGUGCCUUCGUGGCGCAGCCAGGCACCUUUGCCGUCUCGUCCAAUAAUGGCAAACCAUUCGCUGAGAUCCUCGUCGUCCCUCCAAAGGUGUUAGUCCACCCACUUUUUCGAGACGAGAUAAAGACCCCAGACUGGCCCAGGGGUUUCUCCCCGUAUCCCGAUUCCAUGAACGACUCGACUUACGACUUCAUGGCGGACUACGGGUAUUCCAACGAGAGCAAGAAAUCCGCGGCGUGGUGGGAUCCGAGGGGAUGGAAGAAGAGGGUUUGGGCCGGUGUUAGUGCCGCCAUCAUUAUCAUUAUCGUUAUCAUCGUCGCCGUCGUCGUCACGCAAAACAACAAGAACCGUUACCCCGACUAUUCGAAGCUGUCAUACAAGCUGAGUGACACAUACUCUGGAGAGACCUUUUUCGACAAGUUCAACUACUUCAACACAUAUGAUCCAACGGGAGGAAUGGUUCACUACGUCGGCCGCGAUGAGGCCACGACACGGAACCUAACAUACGCCACCUCGGACACGGCAGUCCUGCGCGUCGACACCGCCGUCGGCCCCAGCUCCACCCCGGAUGCUUCGACGGGCCGCUUCUCGGUGCGGGUCGAGUCCAAGACGCAGUACGACAAGGGCCUCUUCAUCUUCGACGUUAAGCACACGCCCUACGGCUGCGCAUCUUGGCCAGCCCUCUGGUUCGCGGACCCCAACAACUGGCCCACCGCCGGAGAAAUCGACGUAAUGGAGGCCAUCAACCAGGGCACCGACGGUAACCAGAUGACGCUGCACACCACCGACGGGUGUGAAAUGAACGUCAAGCGCAAGCAGACGGGCAGCACGCUGGAGACGAACUGCCUCAACUCCACCAACUCCAACGCCGGGUGCGGCGUCCAAGCUAAAUCGUCGUCGUACGGCCAAGACUUCAACAAAGGCGGCGGCGGCUACAUGGCCAUGGAGUGGCGCGACGAGGGUAUCCGCGUGUGGCAGUUUGCGCGCUCUUCCGUGCCCUCCGACAUCACCAACAAGUCGCCCGACCCCAGCACAUGGGGCGAAGCCGUGGCGGACUUUCCCAACACGUCGUGCGACAUGGGGUCGCACUUUAAGAACCAGUCCCUCAUCAUCAACAUCAACGUCUGCGGACAGCUCGUCGAGGCCAAGUACGCCGACUCUGGGUGCGGAGGGACGAGUUGCUCUGAUUUCCAGGCCAACAAUCCCGACGCAUUUGAAACUGCUUUCUGGGAGUUUGGCGCUUUCCAAUUCUAUACGGCCUCAUGA